AUGUACUUUGAGAUAACUCGUGGGAGCAGCCAUUGGAGUUUUUUCUCAGUCAGCGUCAUUGUUGUCUCUAGGUGCGUCUCUCUCUCUCUCUCUCUCUCUCUCGCCAUGGCUGUUGCCCUCCAGUUCUGCCGAUUAUGCAUUCGGCCAGAUACUUUCGUGCUUGAGAAUCAUAUCUCUGGAUCUGGAUCAUCUCUCCGGCGCCGGAAAGCUUUCUCAGUCCGGUGCUCGUCUGAUGAUGUGAACGUUCCUUCGCCAUCGGUGGUGAUGGACUCCGAUUUCGACGCCAAGUCGUUCCGUAAGAACUUGACCAGAAGCGAUAAUUACAAUCGUAAAGGUUUUGGCCACAAGGAGGAGACUCUCAAGCUCAUGAACCGAGAGUACACCAGUGAUAUAUUGGAGACCCUGAAGACAAAUGGGUAUACUUAUUCUUGGGGAGAUGUUACUGUGAAACUCGCUAAAGCUUAUGGUUUUUGCUGGGGGGUUGAGCGUGCUGUUCAGAUUGCAUAUGAAGCAAGAAAGCAGUUUCCUGAGGAGAGGCUUUGGAUUACUAACGAAAUUAUUCAUAACCCCACCGUCAAUAAGAGGUUGGAAGAUAUGAAUGUUCAAAUUAUUCCGGUUGAAGAUUCAAAGAAGCAGUUUGAUGUAGUAGAGAAAGAUGAUGUGGUUAUCCUUCCUGCAUUUGGAGCUGGGGUUGAUGAAAUGUAUGUUCUGAAUGACAAAAAGGUUCAAAUUGUCGACACGACUUGUCCUUGGGUGACAAAGGUCUGGAACAUGGUUGAGAAGCACAAGAAGGGAGAAUACACGUCAAUCAUUCACGGUAAAUAUAACCAUGAAGAGACGAUUGCAACUGCGUCUUUUGCAGGGAAGUACAUCAUUGUAAAGAACAUGAAAGAGGCGAAUUACGUUUGUGAUUACAUUCUCGGUGGCCAAUUCGAUGGAUCUAGCUCCACAAAAGAGGAAUUCAUGGAGAAAUUCAAAUACGCUGUUUCGAGGGGUUUUGACCCUGACAAUGACCUUAUCAAAGUCGGUAUUGCAAACCAAACAACAAUGCUCAAGGGAGAAACAGAGGAAAUAGGAAAAUUAAUCGAGAGAACAAUGAUGCGCAAGUAUGGAGUGGAAAAUGUGAGCGGACAUUUCAUCAGCUUCAACACAAUAUGCGACGCUACUCAAGAGCGACAAGAUGCAAUCUAUGAGUUAGUGGAAGAGAAGAUGGACCUCAUGCUAGUGGUUGGUGGGUGGAAUUCAAGUAACACCUCACACCUUCAGGAAAUCGCAGAGGCACGGGGAAUCCCAUCUUACUGGAUCGACAGUGAGAAACGGAUAGGACCUGGGAACAAAAUCGCCUCUAAGCUCCACUACGGAGAGCUGGUCGAGAAGGAGAAUUUUCUUCCAAAGGGACCAAUAACCAUCGGAGUGACAUCAGGUGCAUCGACCCCAGAUAAGGUGGUGGAAGAUGCACUGGUGAAGGUGUUCGAUAUAAAACGUGAAGAGUUGUUGCAGCUGGCUUGAUUCAGUCAAUCUUGUGAAUUGUAUUCAAAUAGUAACAUUAUGUCGAGAGUGUGUACUGUAUCAUAAAUGACAAUGUUAGUUAUAAUAUCUGUAUUGUAACCCUCUUCA
Camelina sativa (false flax) is the source of this 1617-nucleotide messenger RNA. RefSeq names its product 4-hydroxy-3-methylbut-2-enyl diphosphate reductase, chloroplastic. Gene Ontology annotation, biological process: isopentenyl diphosphate biosynthetic process, methylerythritol phosphate pathway; dimethylallyl diphosphate biosynthetic process. The record is from RefSeq and is a predicted model, not a curated record. NCBI's taxonomy places the organism in Eukaryota, Viridiplantae, Streptophyta, Magnoliopsida, Brassicales, Brassicaceae. Gene Ontology annotation, molecular function: 4-hydroxy-3-methylbut-2-enyl diphosphate reductase activity; metal ion binding.